UGGCCGCAGCCAGUUAUUGAGCGGGUGGUUGUUGCCGUUCUUGUUGUAAAUAUCAUUCGUAAACUUAAUCAUAGUGGUAUAGAAUUCACAUAAAGUUGAAAUAAGGUGAAGUGUAACAUAGAAAUAUCAAAAAUUAGAGUUUUGCAUCAAUUACUAACAUAAGCGCUACAUGGCACGGGGUGAUGGCCACCAUUGGGAGGAAGAUGAAUUGCUGUAUUCCAGCCGCGAUAGUGAUGACAGCCCUAUACUUUCCUACAGGAAUGAGAAAUAUCGUCGGUUAUCGUCAUACAUACGCGAGGGCAAGACGGAGGAACGGGAGAGGAGGUCCACGUUCAGUGUGCUGGCGAAAUUCUUCCUCUUCAGUACAGCGAUGAUACUCUUCUGUGUGCUGCUGUACAUACCUGUAUACCAUAGGGCCAAUGACCAGGUGCUGAAACCCGCAGUAGCUGGUUGGACAAUAAACACAAAUAGAGAUACAAAAAUAUAUGUACAACCAAACAAUGUUACAACGAUACACGAACCAAAGGAUGUCUGUAAUAAAAAUAGUAAAGAAAAGAAGAAACUAUUACUUUUAAUAUUCGUAUGUUCUGCAACAUCCAACUUCCAUAAAAGAGUCGUUAUAAGAGAAACAUGGGGGAAUUACAAGAGUUAUCUAACUUUAUCUAAAAUAUCAUAUGCGGUAAAAGAAAAGUACAAAAAUUACAAUUCAAGUCUAGAGGUAGAUGCAACAGAUGGUAAUAUAAGUACUAAUUUAGAUAGAACACAAAGAGAUAUAUCCGGUUUUGGACAAUUGUUACCGGAAUUAGUUAAAGCUGUGCAAAGUAAUAUUGCUAAAGCAACAGAAAUUGUUGAUGAGAAACGUUUCGAAGAAGAUGACGAUAAAAUGUUGCCAGAAUUCGAUAUGAAUAGAGUUUUAGGUGAUCAAGAAGAUAAUUAUGUUUAUGAUGAUUACGAGAAGAAUAUAAUGGAAAUACCACCGAGAGGUUACGAAGAAUCUCCUGAUUUAGGAAGAAUUAUGUCUUUAUUGAAACAUAUAAAGACGUUUCCUAAAUAUAAUCCAGAGUUGGAAAACGAUAGUAUUAGUGACCCUGAUUUUAAAUUAGUUUUUCUAUUAGGAUUACCGCAGAGUGAUAAUAAUACAGAAGUACAAGAGAAGAUUGAUGCAGAAGUUGCUAAAUACGGGGAUGUAAUUCAAGAGGGUUUUAUCGAUUCUUAUAAUAAUUUAACUUUAAAGUCUAUUAUGAUGUUAAAGUGGUUUAAUCACAAUUGCAAUGAUAGUGUCCGUUACAUAAUGAAGGCGGAUGACGAUACGUAUAUAAAUAUGCCCAAUCUGGUCUCGCAUCUGCGAUCCCGUGCUAAGAAGUUUGACGAAAGCGCCCAAAAGAACAGCAAGGAGUACAUGCUAAUAGGCGGACUUAUAUGCGGCGCUAGACCGGUACAGGAUAUCAAUAGCAAGUGGUACAGUCCGCGGUACAUGUACCCGGGGCGUGUCUACCCGCGCUACCUGUCGGGCUCGGGCUACGCGCUGUCGGCGGAUACCGCGCGCGUUCUGUACGCCUCCGUGCUCACCACCACAUACUUCCAUCUAGAAGAUAUCUUCAUCACUGGUAUAUGUGCGUUGCGAUCCACCCCUCGUAUGGUGGCGCGGGAUGAGCCAGGCUUUGCUCUGACUCCGCUAUACUCGCCUUGCGAAGCGCACGCCCGCAUCUCCGGGCACCGCGUGCCGCUCACACAAAUGAGAGCACUGCACCGCACGCUGCUGCAGCCCGCCCUCGUUGAUAAGUGUGAAAGAAAACGCCUAGAACAGGUGAGGAAAACAUCGACUGCGACAACUCGCGCGCCACCUAACGAAAAGAAACACCGUCGCUUCUAUAAAGCACCACCGAAAUGCAAAUAAUACGAAGAGAAUUAAAGAAAGCUCUGUUACGGAACUAUUCAAGAGGAACAGACCUUAGGCCGCGUACGCAUGAUGCGGUCAGAUGGAGAAAACAUACGAUUUACAGCAUAACUAACAGCAAUCUGAAAAAAUCUUAUAAAAACCCUUAAAAAACAAGAUGUAACCGAGUGUUACAACUAGUGUUUUUGGUCAAAUGCCAGUUAACAUCGUUCUGGUUACCCGCAUAAUGCGUAUAGGCCCUUCUGACUACUAAGGACAAUAAAACAUAAUCCCUACGAAAUAGAGGUUUUAUCAAGUCACAUGUGAAAUAAAAUCCAUACAAGCGUUGAAUUUGUGCCAAUAUUAACAUCAUAACCUUUCUCAUUAUAUUAUAAGAUUUUUUCUCUAGUAAUUCUAGGGUUUCAAAACCUUCGGGGUACCUCCCGGAGAUGUUGCAAACACAAUUUUUUAAUUAUUAUUUGUGAUUUACUAAUACUAGUCGAAUAAUGAAUCUCAAAUCACAGCUUAUUCGAUAUAAGAUAUUUUCUUUAUCAAUAAUAAUGUACAAAAUAAUAUUAGUAUAGUAAAUACGAUAUUCGGUAUCGAAGAUAUACUACUAACAACGGCGGAUCCAGGGGGUCAUGACCCCUGAGCUGGUUGGCAAAGAGCUUGACAAAAUGUAUUUACAUUUGUCAAGCUUUUGACUUGACCAUGAC
Molecule: messenger RNA, 2592 nt
Organism: Papilio polytes (common Mormon)
Lineage: Eukaryota; Metazoa; Arthropoda; Insecta; Lepidoptera; Papilionidae
Exons: 9
Coding region: 170-1897 (575 amino acids)
Cellular component (GO): membrane
Molecular function (GO): hexosyltransferase activity
Source: RefSeq, a predicted model, not a curated record